CUCUCCUCCUGGUUAGGCAAAGAGCCAUGACCUCUUCUACAUCUGGUUGACGAAGCUGUGUGCACAUCGUGUGUUCAGGAAGAACGAGGCGAUGAGCGUCCAUCAUGGCGUCCUCCACGCUCUCUCCAUGGGCCCCAGCACUCUGCCCGCCAUGGCUUCUCUAGCCCAGUCCAACAGAGCCACGCCUCCUCACUAUGCCAGCUCGGCAUCAGUUUACCACCAAGAGAUGAGAAGCCCCGCUCCCGCCGUGGCCUCUCACCCAGGGGUGACCAGCAAGGUGUCAGCGUGGCUGCAGCAGACCCAAGACAUCGACGCCACCUCCAACGACUUGGCUCGCUGUCAGGUGGAGCUGACGGAGCUGGCCCAGCUCAUCCAGAGGCUCCACUGGCUGGAAGGAGGCCUGCCCAUCACCAACACAGACCUGGAGAUGAGAAUCAGCAUGCAGAAUCUGUCCCUGGAGAAACCCAAGAGGAAGACGGGGAAAGGAUUUGGUCACUCUAGGACCAUGUCCCGCGUCGAAGCCAUGGGGGGAAUGUUCACCUCCAGCCACCUCAGUACCAACGGCAGUGGAGCAUCUGUUAAGUCCAUCCCAGACUACGUUUACUCUCAGCUGUCCAACCCUCAGGUCUCAUCGCCCGAGGCCAAGAAGCUCCACCAGGACAUCUGCAGCUCCUCUCAGAGAGGUACAGCUCUCUCAGCCUAAUGACUGCUCUCUCACUCUAUACUGGGA
This is a messenger RNA of Notothenia coriiceps (black rockcod), 730 nucleotides long. Its product is annotated as oxysterol-binding protein-related protein 6-like. Lineage: Eukaryota; Metazoa; Chordata; Actinopteri; Perciformes; Nototheniidae. The coding region runs from base 92 to 703 and encodes 203 amino acids. The record is from RefSeq and is a predicted model, not a curated record. The transcript has 5 exons.